CGGGUGGCAUCGGCGCCGCCGCGCCCGCGCGGCCCGCGGGUCGGCGGCGGCGGGCGCCGCGCCGGAGCCGCCGGCGAGGCCGCAGAUCCCGACGUCCGUGUCCGGAAUGGUUGAGCAGGCCGUGGAGUCGAUCACGGCCGCCUAUGAAGACGGCAUCACCCGGCAGUGUGCCAGGCUUCGCCUGGACAUGUUCCUGCCCACCCAAGAGCCACUCAGCAACGAUUGGCAGUGGGAUGGCACCAAUGGUUGGCGAAGGAUGCCUGCGCCUCCUGAGAUGUACCGUGGAGUCAGGGCCGUUCAUAAUUAUGCGUUGCCGCGUGUCCGGGAACUUGUAAGCGAGUUAGGUCGCGGAGUCGCUCAACAGGAAUUGAGGGUGACAUUGAUCGGCGAGGAGGAUUCACCCGAUAUUGGCACUUUGCUGUACAGAGACGCCGAAGACCCUAAAGAUGAUGUUGCCGUUUUCUUCCUCGCGGGCAGGCCUUUUGCAGGCAAAGAUGGUACUAUUGAUUUCCUGGAAGGCAUGAAGAGGCGUUUAGUAGUCAUGCUCAACUCCGAGGAUGCGGCGUCGACUUUCAAGGUUGAGAACGAAGCGUCCGACUUCUGGAGCGAGCCUUGGUCUUACUUGGCAGCGAAAGAAUUUUGCAGCAUGUUCCCCGCCCAGACGUACCACUAUUCCACGGGAUCCUGUGAUGGCUGGCCCAACGUGCUCUUUCGGGCCUAUCCACACCCGUGGGCAUUCUACAUCGAGGGGCUGGACGACCGGCUCGUUUUGCUCAAGGAAACCGAGGCGAAGCCGAACAUCGAGCAGAUAGAGGAGUGGACGGCUGAGUUUGAGCAGAGCAGUGGCGCCUCGGCCAUGCAGAAACGGGAGAAGACCAUCCGGGACAGGCGCGAUUGAGAGCCUUGCUCCCUCGCAGCAGCUUCUUCGGCAAGUCGCACCGGCCAGUGCACAGAUGAAGCAGGAUGCGGGUGAAUGAUCACCCCUUCUUGAGUAGUCUUACCCUUCUUCUCCCUGUCCCCCCUGCCCCCCCUGAGUGUCGGCCACGGUGAGUGGUUGCGACCACCGUACUCGCCUCCAGGGCGGUGGCACCAGCAGGCUUGGCCCGCCGGUGGGUCACGCGCUCCACAGCCGUACAGGCCUCGGGAAGAAAUAGCGAACACUCCUGCCGAGGCAGAAGGGCACGGCGCGUGAGUGCUCUAGGCAAACAGGUUCGGGCCGCGCUUCAAAUUCGGCUCACGAUUGCCAUUCACAUGCAAUACGUCUCUCAGCGCCAGCGCGCCGAUCAGUCAAGCUUCUGCGCGCCGUGCAUUUUGUUUGUUACCUGGGCUCGUCGGUGUUGCCUCAGCGCUGCCAGCUGGCGCUCGUGUGUAGCAAAGCUCGGUGGCCCGUGUUCGCCCGCGGUGCCUUGCCAGAGCAUGCGAGACGUUUGAGCCAGAACGCAGACUUCGUUGGACACUGCGAGCUACUCUUGCCCCAUAGGGGCGCUGGAUUGGCGGCGCGCGGACUUCCCUUCAGCAAGGGGAAGGGAAGAAGAGAUUGGAGGAAAGUGGUUCAGAUGUUAGUGUGUUCGCCCACCUUACUUGCCAACUUCCCACAGUGAGCCGGCGUGCCCUCUAGACGAACUUUCUUUGGUCACCUAAGGGCUUCCGGCGCGCUGGCCACUGCUCAUCCUCCUCCUCGAUCCCCCCAAGCCCAUCAGCUCGGCUCAGCUCGGCUCGGCGGGCCAGGCGCGCAGGCGCCGGUGACCGUCUGCCCGGCCGCGGCGGCGCGGCUCAGCAGCAGGCCGCCGGGCAGCACGGCGUCGACGCGCGCAGCCCCGUCGCCGAGCAGGCCCGCGCGGUGGUCGGCCACGAGGCUCGCGUAGACCCGCCGGGCCGCGCCGCUGUCGCGGCCGGGGCUCGAGCACGGCGGAGGCGUAUGAAGGGGCCCUGGGACACACAGAUAAAUACACACAAAUCAAAAGAUUCCCCCACAUGUUUUCCC
Molecule: messenger RNA, 1984 nt
Organism: Prorocentrum cordatum
Lineage: Eukaryota; Dinophyceae; Prorocentrales; Prorocentraceae
Source: the annotation of a GenBank genome assembly